Brassica napus (rape) is the source of this 3083-nucleotide messenger RNA. RefSeq names its product high affinity nitrate transporter 2.6-like. Gene Ontology annotation, cellular component: plasma membrane; plant-type vacuole membrane. The transcript has 4 exons. Bases 1188 to 2975 code for a protein of 595 amino acids. The record is from RefSeq and is a predicted model, not a curated record. Gene Ontology annotation, molecular function: nitrate transmembrane transporter activity. Gene Ontology annotation, biological process: cellular response to nitrate; nitrate transmembrane transport. NCBI's taxonomy places the organism in Eukaryota, Viridiplantae, Streptophyta, Magnoliopsida, Brassicales, Brassicaceae.
AACUUCCUUUUCCUAUUUCUAGGUUUCCUUAUUGUGUUUAUCUUAACAUAUUAAACAUCUAAUAAUAUGUUAAGUUUCCACAAGCUUGGAAUUAUCCAACAUUUGUCUGGUCACCAGAUCGAGUUUGUGUGUUAAUAUGGUUGUGCAUAUUUGGCUCUGGCUAUAACGAUAAAUCAAGCAGAAAAAGUGAAAAACAAUAUUUAGUUAAUUUAUCGAUCUAACGUUUAACUAGGGACUUAUAGACCCAGUAGGGAUGGAUCUAUAAGUCCAUUCGGGUUGAGCAAAACUAGGGAUGGACAUAUCGGUUCGGUUGGGUUCGGUUUGAUUUAGUUAAUUUGGAUUUUAUAAAAUUCAACUCAAUUAAAACCAAAGUAGCUUUGGUUUGGAUUCGGUUUGGAUUUAGUUUGGUUCGGUUUGGUUUAGUCCGGUUUCGUUUAGAUUUAUUUGGUUUUCUUCAAAAGUCUAUGAAACACAAAACAAUUUAAAGUUCGAUGACAAAACUCUUAACCACGUUAAAGGAAGAAAUACAUAAUAAGCAAAGACCAGACUAUUUGUAAUCUAAUUAGCAUAACAAAGACUUGUAAGCAUUCCAAAACCUAUUAACUAAAAGACUAUUUGCAUCUACCUUUUUGUUUUUAUUGAUACUAUAAUAACUUUGUUACAUAAUUUAGAGAAUGAAAAUUGGAUAAGAUGAACGAAACAAGAUGGCUACGAUUUAGAUGCUUAUAGUUUUUAGGUUUUGUUUUCAGUACAAUCUUUAGGUAGUAGGAUUAUUUGAAUCAUAUUUGGAUUUUUUUGAAAAUAUAUGGAAAUUAAGAAAAAAUAGAAAACGAAACUUUAACUAAAAUAUACAAUAUGUUAACAAAAAAAAUAUAUAUAUAUAUUGGAUUAUUGGUUUGGUUUUGUUUGGUUCGGUUUGAACCCAAACCAAGCCAAACCAUUCGGAUUGAGCAAAACAUGAACCAAUUGGAUGUAAAAAGCACGAUUUGGUUUGGAUCGGUUUAACUUCGGUUGGUUUGGUUUAGAUCGGUUCAGUUUGGGUUUUUUGCCCACCUCUACCCUUGUUAAUCAAACUCGACAUAUACAAGCAAAGUUAUUAUUUGACUAUCUUAAAAACUAUUAUUAAUCCUGUAUUGCCAAAUCAUCCAUCAAAUAUAUAUAUUUCCACCGUCCCCCUCCCAAGGAAUAUGCGACAUUUCCAACGUUAUAUAUAUGCUACGAAAAAUUAUUCGGAAAACCUGAAAGAGCUAAGAGCAAAAAGGCUUGAGAAGAACAAGACGCACGUUUUGUCUCAAGAAGAACGAGUCUUCUUCUCCCGUUUAUUGGGAACAAUAAUGGCUCACCAUAAUGAAGACGAAGGGUCUGUUGGGACUUCCAUGCAUGGAGUCACGGCGAGGGAACAAGUUUUCUCCUUCUCGGUCCAAGGAGAAGAUGAUGGCCCGUCAUCCCAUACCGUCCGUUUUGAUGAUCCAACAGCUAAGUUUGCCCUGCCGGUUGACUCAGAACACCGAGCAACAGCGUUCAAACCAUUUUCAUUUGCGAAGCCACACAUGAGAGCUUUCCACUUAGGAUGGAUAUCUUUCUUCACUUGCUUUAUAUCCACAUUUGCCGCCGCACCUCUGGUUCCUAUCAUCAGAGAUAACCUCGAUUUGACCAAAAGUGAUAUUGGAAACGCAGGAGUCGCUUCCGUUUCCGGUGCCAUUUUCUCAAGGCUCGCUAUGGGAGCUGUUUGUGACUUGCUCGGGGCUAGGUACGGAACGGCGUUUCUGCUAAUGCUAUCCGCCCCAACAGUGUUUAGCAUGUCCUUUGUAUCUGAUGCUGGUGGCUACUUAUCCGUCCGGUUCAUGAUUGGUUUUUGUCUAGCCACGUUUGUGUCUUGUCAGUACUGGACCAGCGUGAUGUUCAACGGUAAGAUCAUUGGACUCGUCAAUGGAUGUGCUGGUGGCUGGGGAGACAUGGGAGGAGGCGUAACUCAGCUACUCAUGCCGAUGGUUUUCCACGUCAUCAAACUCGCUGGAGCCACUCCCUUCACGGCCUGGAGGAUUGCGUUCUUCAUUCCCGGAUUUCUUCAGGUCAUCAUGGGUAUUCUUGUGCUCACUCUUGGACAAGAUCUUCCUGAUGGAAACCUAAGUACUCUACAGAAGAGAGGAGAGGUUUCCAAAGACAAAUUCACCAAGGUGUUUUGGUAUGCUGUUUUGAACUAUAGAACAUACGUUUUGUUCCUUCUCUAUGGAUUUUCCAUGGGAAUCGAAAUGACCAUCAACAAUGUUAUCUCCGAGUAUUUCUUCGACAGGUUUCAGCUUGAACUACACACUGCUGGUAUGAUAGCAGCCAGCUUUGGUAUGGCUAACUUCUUCGCUCGUCCGCUUGGUGGAUACGCAUCUGACAUUUCUGCUAGGUUUUUCGGUAUGAGAGGGCGGUUAUGGACCCUUUGGAUCUUACAAACUUCUGGUGGUAUUUUCUGUGUUUGGCUCGGCCGUGCUACUUCACUUCCUAUAGCUAUUUUAUCCAUGAUGCUCUUCUCCGUGGGCGUGCAAGCAGCUUGUGGGGCCAUCUUCGGCAUCGUUCCUUUUGUCUCCCGCCGCUCUCUAGGGCUAAUAUCUGGAUUGACCGGCGCAGGAGGAAAUUUUGGGUCGGGGCUAACUCAAUUGAUCUUUUUCUCUUCAUCCAAAUUCCAUACUGCCGAUGGUUUAUCGCUGAUGGGAAUCAUGGGGAUGAUUUUUACACUUUUAGUUGCGUUUAUACAUUUUCCGCAAUGGGGAAGUAUGUUUUUUGGACCAACAAGUGACGAGAAAAAAUCAAAGGAAGAGCACUAUUAUGCGGCAGAGUGGACUGAGGAAGAGAAACGGCAAGGAUUGCAUGAAGGUAGCCUUAAAUUUGCAGAAAAUAGUCGAUCUGAAAGAGGCAGAAAGGCGGCUUCAGACGGAUCCUCCCCCUCCACGCCGCCUGAAAAUGGAAAUCCGGCUCAUGUUUAAUCACAUGGAAUUGCAUUUUCUUCUCCACAUGCACACACACAUUACACAAAUAUGGUGAGGCAUAAUUACCAUUUAUUAUUGUUCAUUUUGAUAUGGGCUAUGCUUUGG